Molecule: messenger RNA, 2905 nt
Organism: Heterobilharzia americana
Lineage: Eukaryota; Metazoa; Platyhelminthes; Trematoda; Strigeidida; Schistosomatidae
Source: the annotation of a GenBank genome assembly
GUCGUUUUUGUGUAGAUAGCCUGUAAUUCAUACUGGCCAUUUUAUGUCACCAGCUGGUUUCCCUACAACAAUACUUCCUGACCAUCUGUUAACUCGAAUUUAAUAAUGUCAAGAAAACAUUUUGCUUCUAAAGAAAAAGUAUUUUUUCUCUAAGAAAUUUUACUCCUACAGUUGUUUAACCUGUUGAAAGAGUUCCAAGCCCAAUUUGAUUCUCCGUUUCGGCUUUCUGAAGCGACUAGAUGGUGUGAAAGCUAUUUUAAGCGUGAAGGUGGCAAUAUUGAAGCUGUUGGUGUGUUUUUGGACUUCAUCUUGAGCUUGGGUUUCAUAUAUUUGGUUGACCAAAAUAUUUUUUUCUCUAGAUACUGCUUCAAUGUGGAAAAAAUUAACGAGUUCUUUUGUACUUUUUCGGAAUCGAUAGAUGUUAAACAUACGGAAGGUAAAAGUGGGCAGAAAAAUUGUCAGAUGUCGCGUAAUCAGUUUCCUGGAGGUUCCCAAGAAGAGGUUUCGGCUAAAUUCUUUAAGGAGCUUGAAGCUGGCUGUCAUGAAUCGGUUUUAACUAAUGCAAGGUCUCAUCUGUGGUUUGAAGAAAUAAUUACACGUUUGUCUUGCCUAAUGGAAACGGAUAGAGAUGAACUUGUCUCGCUUAUGCAACCACCUGAAUCUGAUUCAUUUGUCCCCUCAAAUCCAGAGUAUAACAGCUUUUUAACGGAUAUGGGUACUGCAGCUUAUAAAAACAGUCUAGCUUCAGAGAACUGGAAUAGUUGUUUAAAGAAUUCAACUGGUGAACUAGUCGAUCUGGUUGCUAUUGCUUGUCUGGAUGCACUGUCCAAAUGGCCUGAUAAUAUUGCUCAUCAACCUGAGGUCUGUGAAAAGAACUGCCUACCAAGCUCACUUUUGUCUAUUUCAAUCUCCUAUUUGAGAAAUUUUCAAUCUUGUUGCAUUCCAAAGGCUACCCAACUACUUUUGGAUUUUAUUUUCCGUGGUUGGCCGAAUGCAGGGCUUUUGGCAACUAUGAACGAUCUUCUUACGUUUUGGAUGAAUCCUACCCCAAGUAGCGAGAAUAAUUUGAAUCCAUUUGAAAAGACUCAUUUUCAGGGUUUACUGAGUCCAAAUGGUAACAAAACCGACUGCCAGAAUCCUACACUUCCUCCCUUAGCCAUACCUUUAAGAAGCAGGAAUGUUCCGCCAAUAAAUGCUCGUGGACGAUCAACACCUUUCACUGCAUUUGUGCCUUCUGACAGUAAUUCAUUAGGUGAAUACCAGCCUAUCUCACCAAUUGUUCAUUUUCGAAGAACCCGUACUAGAAUUUCUGAUCCUGAACGUAAAUUUGAAAAUGUAAAAGGUGGCACCCCAAUUCAGAAUGGUAAAUCACCUAGAAGACAUAGCGGUUCACAGUUAUUACCUGAUGAAUCAUGUUACUUAGACGAAUCGAUAGCGAACAGUUAUCCCACAGUUUCAAAUAAGUUGGCUGUUCCUUCACGUCCAGUAUACUCAAAAUGUGUUUCAUAUUAUCUCUCUCGUCGAUCAUCAGUUGAAAAGAUCAUCAAAUAUCGUUGGCCUAUUAUGAAUAGUUACGACUUAGCUCUUGCUUGUCAGUUGGCGUUGCUUUUCUUGCCUCCCGUAAUUUUUUCCCGGUUAAGAAUGAUGACUGAUAUUCUGCGUCGAGUUUUAUCAAAUCAUGAACAUCUGGCCGUAUGGUUCGUGAACAGCGUUUCGCCUGAAGAUUUUGAUGAUAAUCCAGAAAGCGUGUUAACAUCUGACAAUUCAUCAUCAUUAGAAAACACAAUGCACGUGAUUGUCAAAAUGUUUGGUUCACUGCUUCUACGUGUAUCAAAUGAUUCCAGUAUUGAAGACUCUCUCAGCACAGCAUCUUCACGUAUCCGUUGGCGGGAAUGUCUUCUUUGUCUUCUGCUCUGCGAUUCUGAAAACUUUUUAUUAACGCCCCCUGCUAGUCUACUGUCUUAUCUACGACGUGUAACCAACAAUAUGGGAAGUAACAAUGUAGAAGCGGGAGAAGUAAAUUUGGAAGAUCUAAUUGGAGUGUUUAGUUCAAGUUCGCGUACUGUGAGUAAGUCACUCAACAUUCAUAGUCGAUUGGUCCAUCGACCAUCAGAAUAUGCUUCUUUACCAGCCUGUGUUCCAUCGAUCAGAUCAGCAUCAAAUGCUGCUUUCAAUUUCAGAAGAUUAAAUUCACUCAAUUCUGGGGAUGAUUCACUUGAAUUUGCAUCGAAUCCUUCUAGAAGCUGUAGAAACGGCAGUCUUGAAAGCUCUCCAAGUCGUAUGGAAACUGAAAGUUGCCGGCGUAAUUUUUGUCAUGAUAACGUCAACAGUGACAAUCUGAGUAAAAGAUCACGUUCUGUACAUUGCAUUUGUGGGGAAUCCCCGAGUCAUUUUGCACGUUCUGGACACGUAAGUGCAGAAAAUUCCAUAGCCAGUUCAACUUCAAGCAUAUCUUUCAGUCUGAUCUAGAUCCAAAACGAUUGGCUUUAUUGGGCAAUACGGCUCACUUGAUUAAACUAUUAAAUCAAAUUAUUGAUGACCGUGAUAUGAAUCCACGCAGAAAAAUGAAAUGCCUUCAGGAUUUUCGCAAAUCUCAUCCAGACGUGUUUUGGCUGCGUUUCGGUAGUGAAGAAACAGCAUCGAAAUACUUAUCUCGUCUACAACGUCGUAUUGACUCGCAAACUUAUCCUAGUGUGUUUGAGCGAAUUACAAACGUACUGCGUCGUCUGCGUUUAAGUCCUGUCAAACAACAGGAUUCACAACAAAACAAUCCUGGGCAUUAAUACUUCGGUAACUUGCUCAACAAACUACAUUACUAAUUAGAUUACUAUUAUUUUUUUAAUAAAAGAUCGUAUCUAUUCAUUUAAUAUUUUGAUUCAGAUAAAUACAUCAGUUUAUUAUUUUA